Aspergillus ochraceoroseus IBT 24754 is the source of this 846-nucleotide messenger RNA. RefSeq lists its product as uncharacterized. The record is from RefSeq and is a predicted model, not a curated record. Lineage: Eukaryota; Fungi; Ascomycota; Eurotiomycetes; Eurotiales; Aspergillaceae. Gene Ontology annotation, molecular function: rRNA (uridine-2'-O-ribose)-methyltransferase activity. Gene Ontology annotation, cellular component: mitochondrion. The transcript is spliced from 5 exons. Bases 1 to 846 code for a protein of 281 amino acids. Gene Ontology annotation, biological process: RNA methylation.
AUGGCUUUACUACUACUUGUAGCACAACCAAACCACACUCGAUAUCUUUGCCAACUCCCAUCGCUUACAUUGAAGAGAUUUUCGUCAUCAAAGCGAUGGCAAGCUCGCCAAUCGAAAGACCGCUUUACGCGGGAAGCAGCAGUGCAAGGACUCAAAAGCCGGGCCGCCUUCAAGCUUCUACAGAUCGACGAUAAGUUCCGGAUAUUUGAAAGCGGGCAGACUGUUGUUGACCUCGGAUAUGCUCCUGGAUCAUGGUCUCAAGUCGCACUGAUGAGAACCCAACCGAACGGCAGGGUUCUGGGGGUCGAUAUCAUCCCAAGCCAACCACCAAAAGGAAUGUCCACGAUACAAGGAAAUUUCUUGGAUCCUAAGAUUCAAGCCUAUGUGCAAGAGUUUGUGCGCGAUCCGCAGAGGGGUCGGCCCUAUUCGAAGGGGUCGGAUGUCGAUACUCACAUGACCGGCGAAUCAGUUGUGGACACCAACAAUCAUCGACUCAGCGAAACCUCUGACAAUGGCCCUCAUGGUGGGUCAGAUAUUUUGAGAACGGUAGAUGUGGUCCUCAGUGAUAUGUCAGCUCCCUGGUAUCAAACAACAGGAUUUUGGAAGAGAAGUCUAAGUGAUCCAUACAGGAUGAUGAACACCAGCGGAGUAAGCUUUAAAGACCACGCUGGGAGCAUGGACCUUUGCCGAGCUGCCUUGCAGUUUGGUUAUGAAGUCCUCAGAGCUGGUGGCCAUUUCGUCUGCAAGUUCUACCAAGGAAUAGAAGACAAGGACCUGGAGAUGCAGCUGAAAGCGCUCUUCCAGAAAGUGCACAGACUCAAACCAGAAUCGUCACGCAGUGUAUGA